GGAAUCAUAGGGUUGAUGGUCCAAUUGUUCUUCGGUCGUCGAAUUUGGAUCCUCACCAACAGUCUAUGGUCGUUCAUCUGUAUCGCGGCGUUGGCCGUUAUAGAGUGCCUCGCAGCAAUAGCCACCAGCGUGGCCAUGCUCUGCAUGCCCGAUGUCCUGAUCACAUCUCGCAUCCAGUCGGCCGUCAUCGUCUGGCUGAUUGCGGCGACCAUCGACGAUACGCUGAUCACGGUCGUCCUCGUGACAUUCCUGAAGCGGCACAAGACCGGGUCUCCCCCGACGGACGACGUCAUCGACAGGAUCAUUCGACUCGCCAUCCAGACGGGCCUCGUCACGGCUCUGUGGGCCGUCGCAGACUUGGUCUUGUACAUCACCUUUGUCCACAUCAUCUUCAACUACUCCUUGGCGGAGCUGUACACGAUCUCCCUCCUCUCAAGUCUAAACUCCCGG
Messenger RNA from Heterobasidion irregulare TC 32-1, 450 nucleotides. RefSeq lists its product as uncharacterized. The transcript is spliced from 5 exons. The record is from RefSeq and is a predicted model, not a curated record. NCBI's taxonomy places the organism in Eukaryota, Fungi, Basidiomycota, Agaricomycetes, Russulales, Bondarzewiaceae. The annotation marks the transcript as partial.